AUGGAUGCUUCAAAUGAAGAAAAAAUUCCAUUGGUACCUGAAUUGGUUAAAUUCAAAAAUGUUUGUCAAAUUGUUCAAGCACUAGUGAAUGAACCACAUAAUAUCGGAAAUUUGAAUAUCGUCGGAUCAGCAAUCACAGAACCAGGUGAUACAUUGCCAGGUGUACCGAUUGAAACUCUGCAGAAUAUUGUUCUGAAUUUUGGAAGUGAAUUCGUUCCAGCGAGUAGUUAUCCGAUUAAAGAUAAAUCAUGUCGACAACAAUCGACUGGUUUGUGUGGUAUUGUGUGUGCAUUACCUGGUACCAAAGCUCCUGGCGAAAUUCGAAAUGGUGCCUAUCGACAAUUAUUUCAUCCAGAUCAAAUGAUUACUGGAAAGGAAGAUGCGGCAAAUAAUUAUGCUCGUGGACAUUACACAGUUGGAAAAGAUAUCAUCGAUUUAGUUCUCGACCGUAUGCGAAAGAUGACUGAUCAAUGUACCGGACUUCAAGGUUUUCUUAUCUUUCAUUCAUUUGGUGGUAAGUGCUCAUUCUUUCUUUAG
Molecule: messenger RNA, 537 nt
Organism: Rotaria sp. Silwood1
Lineage: Eukaryota; Metazoa; Rotifera; Eurotatoria; Philodinida; Philodinidae
Source: the annotation of a GenBank genome assembly